Lytechinus variegatus (green sea urchin) is the source of this 3851-nucleotide messenger RNA. RefSeq names its product immunoglobulin superfamily member 10-like. Gene Ontology annotation, biological process: cell-cell adhesion. The coding region runs from base 123 to 3038 and encodes 971 amino acids. Gene Ontology annotation, molecular function: cell adhesion molecule binding. The record is from RefSeq and is a predicted model, not a curated record. The transcript has 12 exons. Lineage: Eukaryota; Metazoa; Echinodermata; Echinoidea; Temnopleuroida; Toxopneustidae. Gene Ontology annotation, cellular component: cell-cell junction.
CUUAACAAAAACCAAACAAAUCUCUCACUCUGCUGUUAUUAUCCCAUACAAACUUGUAUAGUAAAGGAUCGAGCGGGUCGGACGGGGUCACAUAUUUUAGUAUCUGGAGCAGCCGAACAGCAAUGGAGGGGCACUGGAGUGUUAUGGUGCUUGUAUUUACCGCAUGCCUGGGACCGCCCAUGUGUUCAAAUGCAGUUACUGUGACAACGAUAGAGCGAAAGUCAACCGUAGAGGGCGCCCCCGUGCAGCUUUCUUGCACUUAUCUUCCUCACACUACCCCCGAAGACUUCGGAUACCUUGCAUGGUCGAAGGAUGGCACAACAUUUCUAACCUACGCAUGUGAACAGUCGUGUGGGCUGCAGGAAUCGACAUCGACCCCAAUGGACAAGUACGACCUUAACGUUGACACGAGUUCGAGUGGGAAUCUGACGAUUUUUGACGUUGAUCUGGAUGACGAGGCCACGUACAUGUGUUCAGUGCUUACCAGUGACCUGGUCGUGUAUUCAAGCACAACUCAACUAACCGUUGAUGUUCUUAUUCAGGACAUUGUAGUGUCAGACUACAGGACCGCGUACACCAACAAUUCGGUCGUGCAAAUCCAAGUUGAACAAUCCUAUCAGUUUCGCUGCUCCCUCGUUCUACCAACAAAACCUCGCGUUGAGAUUGUCUGGGAGGGACAGCAAAUAGAUUUCACAAUGGAUGAUCAGGUCGAUGAACCGAGCAGAGACGACAGCGGCCUGGUGAUGUCACAUCGUGUUGUCCAUGUGACGGCAGGCAUGCAGGAUUCUGGGAAGGCUUUAAGUUGCGUAGCAACGCAUCCAACGACGGGUCAGACUGUGGUUUCUAGGGUUGUCUUGGAUGUCCAAGCAUGCCCGUCGUCUGUCAUGGUCCACGAAUGCCCGACAUCAGUAAUUUCCGGAGACUCAGCAACUCUUCGAUGCCGUUCGGCAGCAACUUCGCCUCCACCUGUGCUCUACUGGCUCUACGAUGGCGUCCGUGUUCAAAAUUCCACAUCGACCAUUGCCGAAGAUGGUGCGAACGUUUUAUCGCAUACCAAAUUAUUCGACAGAGUAGACUUCAACAGGGAGUUCAAAUGUUGUAUCGAGUCCACUGCAAUGUGCAACCAGCUAUGUUCCGAAUCAUGCAGACCAGAUAUUCUAUAUCCUGUUUCCAAUGUGGCGGUUCACUCCAGCGUACCCAUUGACAGCGUCAUAGAAGGAACCCGGGAUCUUGAAGUCAAUUGCACUGCGAGCGGUAAUCCAAUGGGGUCGUCCUUCAUCGGCUGGACGCGUAUAGACGAAGAUGGUAACGUCGCUGGACCGCAGCGGGAGUCACCGAUGAAGUUUACCGCAGUCAGUCGGUCGGAUGCCGGGAGGUACCGCUGCACUGUCGACAACGGUGUGGGUUCAAGCCGCUUUGAAACCGUGAAGAUCAUAGUCUACCAUCCUCCAAACAUCACUAACGAAGGAUACCGCGCCCAUCGCAAUGAAGGCGAAGCGGUAUCACUGACCUGCAACGCAACGGCGAACCCUAGACCAAAGAUCACAUGGUACACACCCGAUAACAGAACGAUCAGUGGCCCGCCCUCUGCGGUGGAAACUACAACAGAACAAAGUGACUACUCUAUCAACAUCAGCAGUAGGCUGGAUAUAGUCAAUAUAGUUCCGGCCGUCCAUUACGGGAUAUAUCGGUGCGUAGCGGAAAAUGACUACGGAAGGGCUGAGAUAAGUGUCACUCUCGGUGGAAAGUCCAAACCCGCCCCACCAACGGCAGUAAGUUUCAUCCAAAAGACAACCACCCAGACAUCUCUGGACAUCAUCUGGCGGCCGGGGCACGAUGGGGGCGCUGAUCAGACAUAUACCGUGACGUCAUGUCUAGUGGGAGCCAAUGAGAAGUGUACUGUUCAUCGCGGUAUAACAGAUACGCAUUUCAACAUCACCGCGUUGCAGGCGUACUCGCUAUAUGACGUCACCGUAACCGGAGUCAAUGUUUUCGGGGAGAGCGAAGCGUCGAAACCUGCUCGAAAUUCCACUGCUCCUUUGUCACCUGAUCAACUUGGUGUAGUCGCUACGUUUGACAUCACAUCUGGCUAUAUUACUGUUAAGCGCAAAUCAAACAACACAAGGCCGAUACCUAAAGACCUCUGCUUUGACUUGGAGGUUAAGGUGAUUGUUGCUCGACGCGAAGAGGCGUGUCUGAAGCUCAACAAUCCAGUCAAAGUGGAGACUGUAGUCUCACAGUCACAGAUCUGGUUGCUUAGCUGUGGGCGGGGCGUGUGCAGCGAGGGGGAUCACGUGAUGUUCCCAGCUCCGCCCUUGGAAAGUAAAUCGCCAGAAACUAAUGACCUCGACAUCACCAGCCUUGUCGCUAUCGUAGCGGGCGCUGUCGUGUGUCUAGUCGUCAUCCUCAUCGUAUUCGCUGCAUGGAAAUGGAACAAAAAGAGAGGUCCUAUGCUGCACAAGCAGAUGAGCUCUCGCAAACUUCCAACUUUACCGCGUGGCAAUAGUUGUGGCCCGCCCUCACCGUCUUGUCAAGAGGCAAUGGAGUCUCAGGUAUACGACGGUCUAGAGCUGGGAUCGGUGAACCAAUACAUGCAUCCUUAUGCUCAGUCGACUAUCCCUGCCAACAAACACUGCAAAGCUCCUUCUAAAUGCCCUCCAGACUCCGAUCUCCAAUAUGGCGACCUGAAAACCGAUGAUAUACCGCCACCAAGUGGCGAUAAGGUGAAACAAAAUCACAUCGAAGGUACCUACACGACUACACUCAGUUACUUGCCAAUGGGUUCCCCUAGUGUUUUAAAGAAAACCGAGCGUAAGCCGAGCAGCCCCGUUGAUAGGGUGACGAGCGAGCCAGCUUUCACUUCCGUGGGUAAAAACAAUGGCGAGCCGGAAAAUGACGAUGUUCAAACAGCGCUGCUCGUCGACAUCGGAGAUGAACGAAGGUCGCCGAGCGGCAGUGAUGAUGGGUACUACUCGGUUCCGAAGAAUAGCCGAGUGGCGUCGAUUGAUGAGACAACCCCGGCGCUCGGGGUCUAUUGAAACUGCGCAUGCGCUCUUUCCUGUGAGGAAUGAACUAAAGAAUAGUCUACCAGGAGUGAAAAGGCUUGUCUUGUCAGCUUCAUGGUUGCUGGAGUUGAUGGGAAACAUUCCAUCGUUGAGAAACGCAAGGGCAUUAGAAAUGCACAAAGUUGAAAGACCUGCAAGGUUGUUUUAAUGAGUACUAGCGGAAAAGGAAGCUGUUCGACCUACAUGAUUGUAUGAUCAAUUCAUCUAAAAUGACAGCAUGCUUAUACCGCCGAGUGAUUUCAAGAUACAUGUAUUUGUUUGGUAUUUUUGGUUCGUUCGUAUCGGAAAAAAUGAGCUAAAGUCGGCAUAAACAUUUUAGGGGAAUUAUCGUAGCACUCUGAAUUUCCAGAGUCUUAUGUUGCAAUCGUUAUUAAUCAAUGACUACCAACACUUGCACAAUCAGAAUUGUAAUUAAUUUUCAGCAUUAAAAACAUUCAUUGAUCAAAUAUGGAAUAUUAAGAUUCGGUUAUUAUCACCUAUAUAUUAUUCUCGAGCAACCGAUAUUGCCUGUUUUAUGUUCGCCAGUUUACACUAAAACGGAGAGAUCGUAAGUUUGUCAUUUUGCAUUUAAAAUGAACAGGUCGAAAGUUGUUUUUUUCUUUCAGGGUUAUCAAUUAAUGUUAUCAUCUGAGUUGCUAUAUAAAGCUGCUAGUAUUUUGCCUAUUAUAACGCUCCGUUCAUGCACUUUACGCCUUAUACAAUGUAAGAUAUGAAAAUGUGUUAUUUGUUAAAGAAUGCUUUUCCAAAUAUCUAACGUUGUGCAUUAGCUUAUUCCAUCCUUUGUAC